AUGGGUCUUGAUCCAAAGAGGGCUCAGGCAUUCAACUACACAGCGCUCAAUGACCACUUUGUCAAGCUUGAGAAGGUCAUCAAGGACAAUGAUAUACCAUGGGAGAACAUCUAUAACAUGGACAAGAAGGGAAUACAACUGGGAGGUGGAUGA
Laccaria bicolor S238N-H82 is the source of this 153-nucleotide messenger RNA. RefSeq lists its product as uncharacterized. The record is from RefSeq and is a predicted model, not a curated record. The transcript has a single exon. Lineage: Eukaryota; Fungi; Basidiomycota; Agaricomycetes; Agaricales; Hydnangiaceae. Bases 1 to 153 code for a protein of 50 amino acids.